AUUUUGUUUUAUCCCCCAACUCGCAUGAACGGAGAGUUCCAAUCACAAAGGGAAUUUGAAAAGGGGUAUUAUUUAGAAAUGGAUACAAUUCGGUGGUUGAGCAACUACUUCUAUAAUUCUACCGAUGAAUGGGAUGAUUCAUUUGGACACCCGUUGCUAAGAGACAAGUCAGCGUUGUCUGCAUCACCGAAUGCUCUCUUUAUUAUAGCAGAAUGUGAUCCACUUCGUGAUGAAGGUUUAGCGUAUGCUGACAAACUAAAGGAUGCUGGUGGACAUGUGGAGAUAUACGUCAUGGAAGGAGUGAUUCAUUCAUUCUUUACUUUACCACAGAGUGUUUGUAUCAUCGUAAGAGUCUACAAACCCACUAUCUGUCAAGAUAACCCACCAAUUUUGAUAUACUUUCAUGGCGGUGGUUUUGUGACGGGUCAAUUACACAGCGUGGAGACGACAUGCAAAAAGAUUGCCUGCUUAUCUAAAUGCAUAGUGGUUAGUGUUGACUAUAGACUAGCACCAGAGUACAAGUAUCCUACGUGUUUUUAUGAUGGUAUUUGUACUACUAAGUGGGUGAUUGGAAAUAAGCCUACCAUUGGAGGAAAUGAGCAAAGCAUUGUGGGAGUGUGUGGUAGCAGUGCUGGUGGCACCAUUGCAGCGGUCGUUGCCUUGGAAGUUCCAAGUAUCCGAUUCCAGAUUUUAUUUUAUCCAUCCACUCACAUGAAUGGAGAGUUCCAAUCACAAAGAGAAUUUGAAAAGGGGUACUUUUUAGAAAUGGAUACAAUGCGGUGGUUGAGCAACUACUUCUAUAGUUCUACUGAUGAAUGGGAUGAUUCAUUUGGACACCCGUUGCUAAGAGACAAGUCAGCGCUGUCUGCAUCACCGAAUGCUCUCUUUAUUAUAGCAGAAUGUGAUCCACUUCGUGAUGAAGGUUUAGCGUAUGCUGACAAACUAAAGGAUGCUGGUGGACAUGUGGAGAUUUGCGUCAUGGAAGGAGUGAUCCAUUCAUUCUUUACUUUACCACGACACUUCAGAAGUAACUGGUCCAAAGCAUACAGUAAAGUGGACGCUUUUAUUGCUAAAUGUAAACUAGAACAAUAA
Messenger RNA from Saccoglossus kowalevskii, 1092 nucleotides. Its product is annotated as gibberellin receptor GID1A-like. The record is from RefSeq and is a predicted model, not a curated record. Lineage: Eukaryota; Metazoa; Hemichordata; Enteropneusta; Harrimaniidae.